AUGGCGCAACGACUGACCUACAGACGUCGUCUGAGUUACAACACCAAAUCAAAUCGAGUCAAAGUGAUCAAGACUCCUGGUGGCAAGCUUACUUGGUUAUACGAAAAGAAACCUGCAAAAGGACCUCGCUGUGGUGACUGUGGGACUAGGCUUGCUGGGAUUCCGGCUCUUCGACCACGUCAAUAUGCCCGAAUUUCUAAACGCCAAAAGUCGGUACAGCGAGCCUAUGGCGGUAGUCGAUGCGCUAAAUGCGUGAGAGAUCGUAUCGUCAGAGCUUUCCUGAUCGAAGAAGAAAAGAUUGCCAAAAAGGUUAUCAAGUCCCAAACCAAACCUCAAACCAAAAAAUAA
Messenger RNA from Acaulospora morrowiae, 348 nucleotides. Lineage: Eukaryota; Fungi; Glomeromycota; Glomeromycetes; Diversisporales; Acaulosporaceae. The record is from the annotation of a GenBank genome assembly.